AUGCAGGAACUGGGCAUCUGUCGUCCUUCGAAGAGCACGUGGGCUAGUCCACUCCAUGUAGUUCCUAAGAAAAAUGGAGAUAUAAGACCUUGUGGGGACUAUCGCCAGCUGAAUGCGAUAACAAAGCCCGUCAGAUACCCGAUUCCUCGCUUGAAUGACUUUACUUUUAUUCUCCCGGAUAAAAAUAUAUUUUCGAAAUUAGAUAUUAAUAGAAGUUAUCAUUUUAUACCUGUCGCGCUAGGUGACGUGGAGAAAACCGCUAUCAUAACACCACUUGGGCUUUUCGAGUUUCCCCGAAUGACCUUCGGUUUCAGGGGUGCAGCGCAAACCUUCCAGCGCUUUAUGGAUUCCAUUUUACAAGGGCUUGAUUUUGUCUUUUGUUAUUUAGACGAUUUACUUAUCGCUAGUGACAACGAAGUUCAACACAGGCAACAUUUAGAAAUAAUUUUUAAAAAGUUUAAUGAAUAUGGAAUUUCAAUUGAUUUGGCAAAAUGUUGUUUCGGACAAAUAAAACUAGAAUUUUUGGGACACGAAAUUAGUACUGAAGGUGUCAGGCCGUUGCAAGAUAAGGUUCAGGCAAUUGUGGAAUUUCCGAAGCCGAAAACUAUUUCAGAGCUAAGACGUUUUCUCGGCAUGGUUAAUUUUUAUCGAUCUCAUCUCCCCAGUGCUACUUUAUAUCUAACAGAAUUAAAUAAAUAUCUUAAAAGCUCAAAGAAAAAUGAUAAAACUCUUAUCGUCUGGAAUGAUAGUGCGAACGAAGCAUUUACGCAGUGUAAGGCAGGUCUCACACAGGCCGCUACAUUGACGUACCCUAGAGUGGAUUCCGCACUUGCUAUAAUGACUGACGCAUCUAAUACAUGCGUGGGAGCAGUCUUGCAACAAAAGGAAGGAGAUAUCUGGAAACCAUUGGGUUAUUUCUCAAAAAAAUUGACCACCACCCAACAGCGAUAUAGCACCUACGAUCGCGAGUUGCUCGCUAUAUACUUAGCUAUAAAACAUUUUCGGAAAUUAUUUGAAGGUCAAGAAAUAACCGUGUAUACGGACCAUAAACCUUUAACUUUAGCAUUUUGA
Molecule: messenger RNA, 1071 nt
Organism: Parnassius mnemosyne (clouded apollo)
Lineage: Eukaryota; Metazoa; Arthropoda; Insecta; Lepidoptera; Papilionidae
Source: the annotation of a GenBank genome assembly